Molecule: messenger RNA, 6379 nt
Organism: Paraphaeosphaeria sporulosa
Lineage: Eukaryota; Fungi; Ascomycota; Dothideomycetes; Pleosporales; Didymosphaeriaceae
Exons: 3
Coding region: 94-6246 (2050 amino acids)
Biological process (GO): anaphase-promoting complex-dependent catabolic process; protein K11-linked ubiquitination; metaphase/anaphase transition of mitotic cell cycle
Cellular component (GO): anaphase-promoting complex
Molecular function (GO): molecular adaptor activity
Source: RefSeq, a predicted model, not a curated record
UGCUUGGGCGUGCAGCCCCGCCCGCGAAAGCAACCCCCCUCGCCCCAGGAACCAGCACGCACGCAUCCUCCAUGCCGCGAAGCGAGCGUCCGCAUGGCUGCUCUACAAUCGAUCGGCGUCCGCAAGCCCGCCGCGCUGCCGUACCUCAUCGCUGAGGCCAUCCUCCCCGCCGACCCCACCGAGCGCGACUAUGUCUGGGAGACAUACCACGAGAGCCCCGACGCGCCUGAGGACGAGGUCGUGACCACCCAAUACCAUGCGGUCUGGGCCCGUGGAGGCGUUGUGCGCAAAGUGUUCAACUUCACCAUUGAGAAAGAGCGAGUCGUCCAGGCGCUGCUUACCUGGUUUCCGACUGAAGAAGCUGUCUCUGCUGCUCCAGCCGACACGCCAGACGCCGCACCGAGCUGGACCCAUCUCACUCAAGGGACCCAGCCGGCGACAGACCCAAACUCGCCUGCCGACCAAGCCCCGCGCACAGUCGAGGGCAGAUCGCGGGCGCUGGUGGUGAUACUCAAAUCUCAAGCCCACGUUUUCUUUCUUUCAGGCGCCACACAUGUAGUCAAUCUCCCAUUCGAGGUCGAACGCGCGUUUCCUGCCGCCCGCGGCCUCUUGCUGCAGAGGAAGACAGCACCUUCACAGCCUGUGCCGGCAAGCCCGCAGGUGCCUUCUGUCCCGCCCAAUUCAUUUCUGUCCAACCCUCAACCCUUCUUGUCCCAGAACUUCUCGCAGAGUUUCGGCCAGCCCUUUCGCCGUCAGGGCUCCUCUUUGGGGCCGUCGCGACUGAGCUUGGGCGCAAGGCAGGUCCAGACACCCUGGUAUCUGGAAGAGCUGGCAAGGGGAUCCACGGCAUCCCACACCGAAGGCCUGCCGAGACUCUACUCGUUCACUGAUCCUCUUGCUGAACUAGGUCUUGUGGUUCAUGCUGUUCCGGGCAAUGAGAGGGGCAGCCUUCUAACCUUCAAUGGCUCCGGCCAUCGGAAAUUGGAGGCUGUUGACAAAGCAGAAGAAAUCAUAUACGUCUCGCCUCAGAAUGAGGUGCUCUUCGAUCGAAGCGGAAAUGACAAACCCUUGCUCUUGGUCGUCACAGCAAACUAUGAGACGAAUGUAUUUACCAUCUGGUCGGCUGCCUACCUCGAGCCUAAAUCAAUCUCCCAUUCUCGGAAACAUCAUGCGCCUCAGUCUGCUGCGAAGUUACGUCGCCGUAGUUCGUACGGUCCCACCGCCCCAGGUACCGGUGCGACGACUCCAGCUGUCCGAGGACACGAUAGAGUGAGAGAGAGCUUCGGCGGCACACGAAGUAAAACGCAGACUUCUUCAUUCCAGAAGAGCACACAGACAAGGGAACGUCUCUCUGACCAGGCUGUGGAAGAUGCUCUUGCGUCACGGCUCAAUCCAGAUUUCGAUCCUACGCGCCAACAGAAGGAGUCCAGGCGAGUCAGCUCCCUGCUGUCCCGCACUGAACUCUCCACAAGUUUUGAUAAAACAGCUUUCCAAGAUAUGGCAACCCAGCGCCACAGCCUGGGUGGAAGUUUCUCGGCCUCAUUUGGUGCCAGUCAACGAAGUCGGCUUUCUUUGGGCACCGAUCGCACAAGCUUUGGGGGGUAUUCGCAACAUCGCCAUCGGGCAUCUACUCCUGGGAGCAUAACCUCGCGAAUAAGCUUGAGCAAUGUUUCAAUGGACGACACGUUUGACGAAACCAUGGACGACACGUUUGAUACCAUCGAAGACUACGACGAGCUUGACGAUCUCUUCGCACCGCUUGAGGCCAAUACUGACCAAGGAUCCAUUGAUGGACUCCGAAAGGAAUUAGUUAUGACGGAAGUUGCCAGGAUCCCGGUGCAGCAAUAUCUUCAAGCUGGUCGGUUUGCCUUACGAGACUUUGCAUCCUCCUCCAACCCCAUAGCAAAGGCAGUUUUAUCAGCAGCACCCUUCAAUUCUGCAACAUUACACGAGCGAAAGACGUAUAUGUACCUCAUACAUUCUUCCCUACGGCACCCCUUGGAGUGCGAACUUGCAAUUACCCGGAAGCGGUUGUCGCCCUCUGCUGCUGCUUCUCAGUCCGGAGGAUCAAACAGUGCGCCUCCGCGGUAUGCGUGCGUUCCGAGAUUCGUCCAGUUGAAAGAGUUGGAUGGAUGUCAGGAUCUUAUCAAAGUGGGAGACGGACACGUAGAACGUGUUGUGUCUCUCACUUUAGACAAUCUGGGCACGCGCUGCCUCUCCGUUUCGGCAGGCUGGGGCACUCAUCUACCCUCCAAGUUUAGCAUAGACACUGUCAGACUGUUUAGCCCUUACGCAAUUCUUCAAGAUGAGCAGUCAAGAGUGACAGCAGGACUCAAGAGAACCAUCACUCUUUCAAAACCACUGCAGCGGCUGGUGUCGGCUGGUCCAAAUGGGUCGUUUGACAUUGUGGAUGGAGAGGGGCGAAGACAUCAGACCCAGAUCCGUCUUCAACCAGCGGAUGCACUAGUCACAGAUCUCUUCCGUGUCUUACGAACCAUUCUACCUAACCAUACUGGCGAUCUUCUGCUUGAUGUAUGGUGGGACAUACGCAAAGACCUCUCGAAGCAGCAAGCCUCUUUGGCCAACGCCGACUGGUUAGCCUUCGUUGCAACGCUGUUCACCUUGGCAACACCUUUUAUCGACGAGAGGACGAGAAAGCACACUCAGCGUGGGCGUUCCGGUCUCAGACGCAACACCGGCCGUUCCCAAGACCAUAGCGAGGACGCCGAAUCAUCGGCUUGGAGGUUAAUGUGCAACCGUCAAUCUACAGCACCACAUGCAAAGGCCUGGAAAUCUGCUCCCUGGGAGUGGGUGCAACACUCGAAACCUGCCUCUGUCAGCACCAGCAUGAGUCCGCCGUCCAAGCGCAAGUCCCUUGAUCAGCUGCCACCGAUCUCGAAACAGAUUGCAUGCAAGGAAGAUUUACUCAUUACCAGUGCUGAACUCGCACGCAAGUUCAAUCAAUCAGCAAUGGGGAAAGUAGCAAGUGGCCAUUGGCAACAUUUGUCUCCCUCUGGGAAGCAGGACCUGCGCAUCUCAACACUAUCCGAAGCCAUCGUUAUUCUGCACCUUUUCCGUGAGGAACUCAAGCUAAGUGCCCUUUCCUCCGAUGCUUCGACCUCGAAGAUUGGCAACCUGGCACCUGUGCUUGCCCAACUCGGACACUGGCUACGUUGGGAUCUGUGGGGUCGUCGGCAAGGAGGCUACUACGACCUGGACGGAGCAUCCGGAGAGGAUUGGACAUACGAAGAGUCCAGUUUCCUACACAGUGUAAGACUGCAUACUCAGCCGUGGGAAGCACCGCCUUCAAUAUUAGAAUGGAUCAGCACUGUCGCAGGUGCUCAGGUCUGUGUGCCCUUCCCCACACUGGCAAAACUCGUCCAGAAAUCCAAAGCUUCUCCACACUCAUCAGUCAACAUAGACGAGGUAAUUUCUAGUGUGACCCCUCGGACAGUUGCUCUGCAGAAGUUCUUCCGAGAGCUGGAUGCAAGCGCGGGUCCCCGGAAAGCCGUGGAGCUCAUCGAACAGUGCGGCCUCAGUACCCAAAUACUUUCCACCUUGCCUGAAUCUGCGCAAGCGCCUCUUAUGGAAGCAAUCACCAGAUGUCAAGCAAAUCCUCCCGCGACGUGGUCCGGGUCGUUGCUUCGACUUAUAGGAAGAGAAGAUCUUGACCUCACAUUAGCGCCACUGCAUGACUCUACGCAAGAGUCACACCUGUACAGCGGUUCCACAGACGCCUCCCUGCAGCCAGCAUCAUCCGCACGAGACAUCCAUACCAUCUGUGAGAAUGCCGAGCGCUCUGAGGGGCUGAUAUCAAUGGCAGAGUCCGAUCGUCACGCCAUCACCAGGCUAAUAUUCCGAGAAGAUCGCCGUUACAUGGAAGCACAUACACUAGUGGAACCGAUGAAGCCGUCAAUUGCGUUCUAUGGAUAUGACCAUAGAGCUGACGAACAAGCCAUAUUGGAAGGACAAAAGAUACUCGUGCAGUGGGUCAUGGUUCGCACGCUUGCGCUUCCUGUCGGCAGCUCGAUGUUGAAGUUUAGCAGCAAGAAGCCUCUCUUGACCGAAAAGUUCUUGUUAGCCGGCUUUUCGACGUCCUGCAUCAUGAAGCCCAUGGGCAAUGUGGUCACAGCUGAUCGCACGACUUACUCAGAAGAAAAGUUCUUCUGGGCGUUCUUCAACCAAGGUGUUUCAGCCGGGCUGAGCAUCUCAAGGGAUGCGCAAGGUAUAGACACUUCUUGGAUCAUGUAUAACAAACCUGCCGAAGUCUCGAACAGGCAUGCCGGACUGCUGCUCGGUCUAGGCCUCAAUGGCCACUUGAAAACCAUCGCCAAAUGGCUCUCUUUCAAGUACCUCACACCCAAGCAUACGAUGACAUCGGUUGGUUUGCUGCUUGGUCUCUCAGCAUCAUACAUGGGCACCAUGGACACACUCGUCACUCGGCUGUUGUCUGUCCACGUAACGCGUAUGUUACCACCUGGAGCGGCUGAGCUGAACCUGUCACCUUACACUCAGACCACGGGCUUGAUGGGCAUCGGCUUGUUGUACUACAACACUCAGCAUCGCCGGAUGAGUGAGGUGAUGUUGUCUGAGGUUGAGCAUGUGGACGAACCAGAUCCAUCUGAGCCUCCCGACGGUCUUCGUGACGAAGCAUACCGAUUGGCUGCUGGAUUCGCCUUGGGAUUUAUCAACAUUGGCAAAGGCAGAGAUUUACUGGGACUACACGAUAUGCGGAUCGUAGAGCGUCUUCUUUCGGUCGCAGUAGCCCCAAAACCGGUCAACGUUGUGCACAUCCUUGAUCAAGCAACGGCUGGAGCAGUGAUAGCCAUCACACUCAUAUUCAUGAAAACACAUGACGAAGCGGUCGCCCGUAAGAUUGACGUGCCAGACACUCUUCCUCAGUUCGACUACGUCCGUCCUGACAUCUUUCUACUUCGGACGCUCGCGAAGCACCUUAUCAUGUGGGACAAUAUCCACGUCGACAAUGCGUGGAUUAUCAAGAACCUCCCGCAAGAAUAUCACGAGCACCACAGCCUACGAAACAUAAACAAACUGCGCAGCGAGCAGAUGCCCUUUUUCAAUAUCUUGGCUGGGCUUCUGUGGAGCAUCGCUCUAAAACACGCGGGCACAGGCGACGUACAAGUCCGCGACUUCCUCAUCCGAUACCUAGACCAGUUCAUGCGCAUCAGCAGACUACCAGCUCUUCGCUACGACUCUCGCCUCGCCCGUAACACCGUCCGCAACUGCCAGGACCUCCUCGCCCUCUCCGUCGCCACCGUCAUGGCCGGUACAGGCGAUUUGGCGCUUUUCCGACGUCUGCGCGCUCUCCACGCCCAAGUCGGCCCCGAUAUCGCCUACGGCUCACACCUCGCGGCGCAUAUGGCGAUCGGUGUUCUCUUUCUCGGCGGUGGCACCUACACCUUCAGCACCUCUAACAAGGCUCUCGCCGCCCUCAUAUGUGCUUUCUAUCCCAUCUUCCCCACUGACGUGCAGGACUCCCGCGCCCACCUCCAGGCCUUCCGCCACUUCUGGGUGCUGGCAGCUGAACCGCGCUGCCUUGUUGUCCGCGAUGUGGAUACGGGUAAAGCCUUCACUGCUCCCAUACUUGUCCACACGAGCGAUACACCGCCCGACAAGCCACUCGCCAUGACAGCGCCCUGCCUCCUCCCUGAUCUGCACACCAUCGAGCGCGUCGAAACGGCCGAUCCGGCCUAUUGGCCCGCGACACUCGCAUUUACGCUUAACCCCGCGCAUCUAUCGCACUUCCGCGCGACCCAGACGCUCAACGUGCGCCGCCGCGCCCCGCACGACAUGGAAGCCACCACCUUCGCGGGGACGCUCGUCGCGCUCAACGACGCCGCCUCUAAGCGCGCCGCAGCCUCCAUGUGGCACUGGCUCUUCAGUCUGCCUUCCCUCUCGGCGUUCUCCAAAGCAGACGUCGGUCUAAUCCUCCCCGCAGACCCGCACAGCAGCGCGUUCCUAGAUGGCGGGGCCACGGUUGUGGACCAUAGGCUCGUACUCCAGCGGUUGGGCGGGAAUGCCAAAAAGCGUUUCAUGGCGCGACACAAGUUCAAGGAUCUCAUCUCCAAGUACUGCAUGGAUGACUUCAGGCCAUUCAAACUUUACUGUGACGACCUACAGCUUACGAACAUGUUCGCGGAUCCGGACAUACUACGGAUAACUGCGGUGCUGGAUUGGGAGUUCACGGAUACGAUGCCUGCGCAGUUUGCGUAUGGUCAACCGUAGUGGCUUCUCCUCUUGGGACCGAACAUGUGGCUGUGGAAGCAUUCGAUGGAAAAGUUUGUGGUGAGGUAUGGGCCGAGAUUGGAACAGUUCUUGCGCGCGUUGCAGCGGGUAGAGGGGAAGGCGGAUCUUGGGG